CAACUUCUGGGCAGAUUUUCCAUACCCGACAACUUUAAGCCUCCGAACCUCAGGAAUCUCACUCAUUCUCAUCACACCCUCUGGAACCUCACUCAUUAUCAUCACACCUAGUUAAUACCGAAAAUCAUGGCAGUCCUAACCUUAAUGUCUCAUUUAAAGCCCUUUAUUCAUCACAAACCCAAACAAUUUCGAUUCUCAUCCCAGAAAACCACCAAAAGUCUUUCAAAAUUUCAUGUAGCUACUGCACCCCAACGAAACCAAACCCAGAAACACAUCAUUUACGGGUUCUAUCAGAACCAGAAAGCCAUGGCCUCUCUUUUGGGAGCUGGGUUUGCUAUGACCAUCAUAGGGGGGUCGGCCUCUGCUGCUGAGUUACCACUGGUGGGUUCUUCUCUGCAAUUUAAUGAACCCUCCAAUGCCCUUUCUUUGCCUACCUGGGCUAUUCAUGUAUCUAGCGUGGUGGAAUGGGUCACUGCAAUGGCAUUGGUGUGGCAAUAUGGGGAAAAAGCUGGGUAUGAAUCUUGGAAAGGGCUCUCAUGGGGUAUGGUGCCCUUGCUCGGUGGAGCACUAUGUGCCUGCACAUGGCAUUUCUUUUAUAACUCCGAGUCUCUUGAGGUAUUGGUGGCUCUUCAAGCGGCAUUGACAGUUAUUGGUAACAUCACAAUAUGCAUUGCUGCGUUUCGCAUAUACAAAUCAUCCGAGGGUCGCUCCAAGAAUUUAUGAGCUUCUGUAUUAUAUUUUGUGCCCAAUAGAAUUUGCCUCCUGUUUCAGCCUCUCAAUAUGAUUGGAAGCAUGAAAUGGGAGCAAGCUGAAAGCUUAGUCAUCUAUGGCAGAAAUUGAUUCAAAGAGGAUAUACUGGCAAUUCCAAGUUGAAAGGUAGGGUUUUGAAGUCACCUCCUUGUCGUCGGAUGAUUGCAAUGAAUUUGACAGUCAAAAUGUCAAUAUGGAUUAAGCUGUAUCUGAAACAAGUAAUUCUCCUCCUGUUGUGGCUGGUGAGUUUGUCAACCAAGUGGGUUCAACUUAGCCUCUCUAGCUGCAUUAAUAUGACAUUUCUUAAGAACUUCUGCCUUAUCUCUCAUUAGGUUAUCUAUCAUAGGACCACUACGCUUGUAGACUUUUUGAUUUUUGUUAAUGUUAAAUAGACCCUGUUUAAACCUUUGAUGUGAUGUCCUUUACAUUUUGUUCAGUUAAUAAAAUUUCUUUCUUCAUUGCA
Ilex paraguariensis (yerba mate) is the source of this 1213-nucleotide messenger RNA. NCBI's taxonomy places the organism in Eukaryota, Viridiplantae, Streptophyta, Magnoliopsida, Aquifoliales, Aquifoliaceae. The record is from the annotation of a GenBank genome assembly.